Messenger RNA from Cavia porcellus (domestic guinea pig), 14630 nucleotides. RefSeq names its product BTB domain and CNC homolog 2 (gene Bach2). NCBI's taxonomy places the organism in Eukaryota, Metazoa, Chordata, Mammalia, Rodentia, Caviidae. The record is from RefSeq and is a predicted model, not a curated record. Bases 6319 to 8844 code for a protein of 841 amino acids. Gene Ontology annotation, biological process: regulation of transcription by RNA polymerase II. Gene Ontology annotation, molecular function: DNA-binding transcription factor activity, RNA polymerase II-specific; protein binding; RNA polymerase II cis-regulatory region sequence-specific DNA binding. The transcript has 7 exons.
ACUCAAGAACUGAUACCUCUUUUUAACAGAGAAUUCACCAUGAAAGACUGAAUAAUUAAAAUUGUGAGCAUAGCAUGAUCUGCUACAGGUAAAUACUCCAUUGCUUUUGAGCUACUCACCUUCUAUUUAGCUGUUUCUGACCAGAUGGUAACAUAUCUACGCAAUGUCUGAGGACUUCUCUGUGAGUCUUACCUUUGAGAACACCCUCUAAAGUAAUAGAUUUGAUUUAUUGAAUGCCCACAUGUACCAGACAGUCUUGUAUACUUUAUCUUUAUGUACCCAUUGACUUCUCAGAGCAACCCUGUGGACUAGCAACCCUCUGCCUGUUCUGCAGAAUUAGAAGGUGUUAAUCUGAGCUUUGUCUGAAUGUGAUGUCUGGAGACUGUUUCCCUGCCAUCUAUACAUAAUCCAGCGCGGGGUCAGUGAUGCUAGUUUGCACUGGCUGGCCUGGUGUAGGACCUGCACACAAAGAACACCGACCUGCCCUCCUAUAGGAACAGGGAACGAUACAACGUAUAAUGUAUUUGUCCACAUCCACAAUUUAGGCCACAGACUGCUCAUGUGCCUCCCUAUCUGGAUACUGAAUAAGCUUCAGUGCCAUAUGACCAUAGCAGAGGCGCUCAGAGUUCAGAAGUCAGGGCUUGUUGCAAAAAUUGGAAUUUCUAAGGUAAAGCAGAUUAAGAAGCUUUUGACAGAGUAGUCCUGUUAGGGAAGGCGUUGACAAAGCUGUGGGACCAAGGGAGAGGAACUCUGUGUUAUCAAUAAUAGGAUAUGAUCUGGCGCUGUUGUGUCUUUAAAUUCUAUGUAAAUAUUUACAAAUUAUUCAAGUCCAAAUUGAAAUUUGCUAUGAACUAAACUCUUUUUUUGGAGGGGAGAUGGUCUGGCAGGCACUUAGUAGAAAAGUUAUUUUUCAAAUAUUCUUUCAAUUUUUUUCUCCUUUUUCCCCCUUUUGUUAGUUUUGAGUGUCAGUCUACUAACAAGUGAAAGAAAUCAUACUAUCAGGAUGCUGCUUAGCUUCCUUAAAGUGGAAAGAGUCCUCCGAAUCUUUCUAUCAUGUCCUGUACAAGGGCCAUGUCAUUUCUAAAGACUAUGUAAAUUGAAACUGGUCCUACUGCUAGCCCUGCUUCACAGUCAGUGGGUAUUUUUCCUUUGUUUUUCUUUGACAGUUUUUUUUUUUCAGAAUAAUAAAUCUCCCCAAUCUGAAAGCAUUUCACAUACUAGUUUAUUCUGCUCACUGGUGUUGCAGCCAGAAUGACACUCAGCCUCCCCAGUGACUUCACAAUCACCACUAGUUCCCUGCUUAACUCUCUUUUGUUCCUCAGCCUGAUAAUGAAUUGUCCUUUGCUUCGAAGAUGUGUCAUUUUUCUCCCUGACCUUUUUGUUCUUUUCCUGAGGGCUGCAGGGUGCGCUGCGGCUGACAUGAUGAGAGCAGGCACUUGGGUGCCAGCCCCCUCCCAUCCCUGUGGCAGCCUCUAUGGGCUUCUUUCCCAAGCCUUUGAAUCCUCUGCUCCCUGAACCUCCUGCUUGUAAUUCUCUUCCCAUAGUUCCUGAGCCUCUAGCUGGCCUGUCUACAAAAUCUCUUCAAGUACCUUCAAAGAGGGCUUGAUGUGUUGAAGUCCCCCCAGUGCUCAGGCCUCGUUCCAUCAUCUGUCUGUGUCCUCUGUCACUUUAAAGCAGAUACUCAGGAGCUUCCUUGGAAUCCUCCCUAAUUCCAGUCCACAGAAGGCCUAGAUUUUCACUCUGGAGCUUAAAGUUAGGAGACACCAGCAUAGUGAAUGCUCAUUCCACAAGUAGGAAAGCAAAAUGUGUAAACUCAGCAACUUUCCUUGCAUCACAGUAUACACAUUUCUAAUAAUGUACACAUUAUUAGAAAUUUUUAUUUUCUUCUGAGCCUGUAUUUGUCUAAGUAGCAGACUUGUAGAUGCUGCAGAAUGAACCAGGUGUCCAGAAAUACUGUUCUUCGGAGGCAAAUGCCUCAAUCAUCCACUGAACAAGUAAAUUGAGUAUUUCUUAUGUGACAGGUGACCACAGCACUAAUGGGAAGCAAAUGCAAUCCAGGUUUCUGCCCUCAGGAAGCGCAGCCUUUAGUAGAAAGACAACAUAAACCAGUGAAAACAGCUCAUUAAAACUCCUCCAGAGGGUAACUGUUCCAUGUAUCACAGGGUAUUGGGAGGUAUGGUGUUAACUGGCUAGUAGACGGGGAAGGCCUCAACCCUGAGGAACUGUGGCAUGAGACUAAUUCAGGACCAGUCUGAAAUUUGAGGCUUACUUUUUUCCUCCAGCAGCCAAAUCCUAUUAAUUUACUACUAUCUUUGGCCCUUUGGAGUAUUGCGUAAGCCAUGAUAUAACCUCUGGGGCCAUUUUAGCAGAUAAUGAUUCCUGUAUACAGAGUCCAGAAUUGAUUUAUCUACCUGUGUCUUUGAAGCUUGAUAAAAACAGAUUGCUAAUUGCCAAAAGUACUAUUAACUUCCAUAGUUGGAAAAAAUGAAAGUAACAUUCUUACUUUGAACAUAAUGUAGGGUCAUUCUGACAGCAUUUGAAUGAUCAGGAGCUGCACAGACAGUCCCUUGCAGUUGGCUGAUGUGUGUGCCACCUAGCCAAGGACCUUAGUGAAAAUGUAAAUAUAGCUUCUGUCUGAAGCCCCCACCUAUUCCAGAACAAGGAUGGUCUCCAUCUGCAAACUGAGGAUGAUUAUCUAGACUUUUUUUUGGAAGCACAAAGACCUUUUUAGGAAUGUUGAUAGUAUCUGUGUAAAAUCAGUUGAUUACAGGAGUCAGUCUCAGUUUUCUUUUCUUUCAGUGAUAGCUAAGCAGCCUUGAGAGCUUCCUAUGUGUGUUGUUCGUAUGAAGUCACUUAACCCUUACAGAUACCCAGAGUAAAGUGUGAUCAUUGAAGCCGAAGCAGUGAGGUCGCCUGCAUUGGGGUUGGACACUAAGUGUCUGAUUCUAGAGCUGCCCUCUGAGCCAUCACACUGUGCCUCCUGCUUUCCUUCAUUUGAAGUUGGAGCCUGCUGUAGCAGGUCUUGGAAGGGUAAAUAUAGGACAUCCUGAACUAUUGGAUGUUAUGUUGUAGCCACCUGAAAAGUAAAACUGAAAAAGUAAUUUCUCAGGGAACCUGAGUGUCUCUUGUCACGGACACAAUUGAUUUCGUCAGAUUUUAGUGAUCGUUGAGGGAUCAGAAAGUAGAUGUGGUGACGUGGAAAAGCAAAAGGUAGGAAGGACAUUAAUCCGUGGCUCUGUUCCCUGUGUUUAUCUGCAGCUCAGACUCUAACUUUCUUGUUAGGUAAAGAAAUCUUUUUGGCUUUCUUUUUUUUUUCCUUGUUUCAGUGGGGAGGGAAAACGUGAAAGCAACUAUUCCUCUAAUAGGUAGCGUAGCUAUUCUACCCUGGAGGAAGAAUUUCAAUCGGAACCAAUUCUAUUAAAGCUCCUAAUUGGAAAUGUUAGCUACCAGUAACAAAUACAUGUAGGUAACCUUUGUUCUCAUUCUAGUCAAUUUCAGGAAAAGAUUACCUUGCCAUUUUAGCAUGUUGCAACUUUCAACUGAGAGUUGAAUGAUUUUGAAGGACUCAGCCAGGCAGUUAGUUUGGCAGUGCCCCCAGUUACCUUGGUUUGCAGGAUCACUGUUCAGAGUGCUGACUCAGCUUCACUCUGCCUGGGCUGGACACCAAGUUGUCAUCUCUAGUCAGGAGGCAUUACUCUUAGGAGCUGCUUGAACAUUAAGCACAUGUUAGAAGCUCAGCUUGGGAGAUGAUCAAGUGUAUGAAUGUACUAUGCAUAUUUUUCAGCAUUUAGUUCAGAUUUUGGAGCUGGCUAAAUGGGGAGAUGCUUAGUAUGUCAGUGUUGGAGGUUUUAAGUGAUUAAAAAAAUCAAGCAGAUGAGUGCAUAAAGAUUUCUAUGCAAACAAUGAUGAGCUUAAAUUAAAGCUGCUGAUUUAGUGUGAGAAUUACUUGCAUUGAUUUGUAGAAUAUCUAUAUGGGUUCAAGAUUCCAUAUUAUGCAAAUGAAUAAGCCCUGAAGAGUCAAACUGAAAAAAAAAUGAAAUUAACUGUGAAAGAUAUUAUUACCCAUUCAGCAAGAAGAAAAUGUAGACAUACCGCGAGUUAACCCUUACUUUUCAUGAAUCCUUCUGGGGAUACCAGCAGGGAUGGUGAUCUUUCCUUGUCUGAAUUACAAAGAAGGAAAGCAAGUUUGCUGUCAGUUUUAUUAAGGUCCUUUUUUCUCUUCUUUCUUCCUGACUUUGUGUUCUGCUGCCUUUUGGUCACUCAGUACCUUAAUUAGCUCCUUUCCUCUUCUCCUCAAAUCAGUCUCAAGGAUUUUAGGAGCAUAACUUUACUAAGAUAUAAAUAACUGAGCACACCUUGUAUAUUACUUUUCUGAGAUAUCAGCAUAUUAAUAGGGGAUGAAGCCAAAGAAGUAAGACCUUAAAGAUAAAAAUAAUGGAAUUUUAUGUUUUAGCCAGAUAAAAAGAGUACAUUUUUGAAUGAAGAGAGGGUCUUUACUAGCCUAACCCUGAACAGAGAAUAUAGACAAGUAAGUAAGAGCAUAUGAGCCACAGUCAUAUUAAAAGUAUAAAGAGCAAAUGAUUUUUAAUAAUACGUUUGUUAGUAAGCGUCACCUUGUUCUUGGCAGACAGUGGAUUUGAGCAUACAGUAUAGACCUAUCUAGCAAGGCAGAGAGUUACGUGACAUUUAAACAAAACCGUAGGGAAAAUGCACUUGUUCUGGGAAUAGGGAUUUGUAUCAGUUAGUGGCUAUGACUCUGAGAUUCUCUGUUAUCUUUUAUAUUGAAUCUUGGCGGGGAGAGCAGCUCUUACCUUGCCUCUCUACUGCAGUUUCACUGAUGAAAAUCGAGUCGAUGAAUUUAUUUCAAAAUUGGCAUGCCACAUACUGUUAGCAUGGUGGUGACAUUUGGAUAUUAGGAAAAGUUGACUAAUGAAACGCUGCUUAUUUUAGAUAUUGUUGCCUGGUAAACACCCAAUUGUGAACAAUCUGAGCUUCCGUCCCCUACCAUCCAGCCCAACACUCUUCAAGCAACCAUGCUAUGUUGGGUUGAUGGCGCCAUCUAGUGCCAGUAUGUGAAAAUGUCUGCUGGACUGCACUCCUCUCGAUGUGGCUCAUCUCGGAGUCCUCUCUGUGAAAGAGCACUGUCAGUUGAGCCUCCUUGACAGUCUGAAUUUUCCUUUGUCUUCAUAGUUCCUUUCUCCCACAUUUCAUUUCUUCUGUCUGCCUGUCUCUAGUGACUCCUCUUUGUAACUCCCUUUUCUGUCAUCCAACUGUUGAUUAGUUGUUUAAAGCACACAAAAUUCUGUAUUCAUUGACAGAUAUAAACAAUUUUCUCAGGAUACUUCAUACCAAAGUAAGAGGACACCAUGCACUUUGAAGUGAAAUUAACCUUUUAAACUAUAUUGAAGAAUCAGAGUGAAGCUAAACAUGAAGUGCAGAAGACUCACUUAGAAAACUGUUCUCCUCCUCCUCUCUAAUUAGAUGUUUCCUCCACCACGGUAAAAGGUUUUCCUUUCAUUGGGUUUAGAGCUCCCCUCAGAGCAUGGUUUUCUCCUUUAAAAGUGAAGAUGUAGUUUCUCAUAUUUUAAAUUAUAAACGUCUUCAUGGACUGCCCCAGGACAUUACCAAAUGGGUGUGGCACCGUUUCUGUGAGAAAAUGUAUUCUGGUUGCAAACCAGUUCUCUGAGUUUUUGGAUCUGGUAGUAAAUGAGAUGACAUUGAUAGAAGAUGUGUAGGACAGAGUGUGUUGUGCGAUCUCUGCAUAACGUCCGUGGGACCCAAUUAGUGUGUAGGUUUAAGACUCCCACAUUGAACAAUGAAUUUUUAAUUUCCACUUAUGUUAAACAUUUGACAUUGUGGGUUUGAAAGUAAGUCCCUUCUGAAAAACAGGAACUGUGCUCGCCUGUUACCAGUUCUUGUGGUCGAGAUGGCAACUAUUUUGAUUUUUCAGAAGAGAGGAAAAGCUGUUAAAUCUAGUUAAAAUUACAAGCGGUUAAAAUUAACUGGCUCAUGAGAUUUGAAUGCAGCUGUUCCACACACAGAAAUGAGGCUGCCUGCUUCACCAAGCGAGGGCUCCAGGAAUAAGGAGAAUCUUCAAAAGCUGCCUCUCAUUGUGAUAUGUCUUGUCCUUUGCUCCCAUCCCUACAGCAUGAACAAGGUGGACAGUUACUGACUUACCACAAGAUUGCCCUGCAAAACUUUGGGGUCCAUGUCUGAAUGGAUUGCUGUAGGCUUCUCAUCUCUCCCUUCGCCCAGUUCCCCGCAUCCUAAGACUCGAAGCCAGGACAGGACCUGGAAAAAUUAUAUGGUGUGAACGGCAUGUCUGUGGAUGAGAAGCCUGACUCCCCCAUGUAUGUGUAUGAGUCCACAGUCCACUGCACCAACAUCCUCCUGGGCCUCAAUGACCAGCGGAAAAAGGAUAUUCUCUGUGACGUGACUCUGAUCGUGGAGAGGAAGGAGUUCCGAGCCCACCGGGCUGUGCUGGCCGCAUGCAGCGAAUACUUCUGGCAGGCGCUGGUUGGACAGACAAAAAAUGACUUGGUGGUCAGUUUGCCUGAAGAGGUCACGGCCAGGGGCUUUGGGCCGCUGUUACAGUUUGCCUACACUGCCAAGCUGUUACUCAGCAGAGAAAACAUCCGCGAGGUCAUCCGCUGCGCUGAGUUCCUGCGUAUGCACAACUUGGAGGACUCCUGCUUCAGCUUCCUGCAGACCCAGCUCCUGAACAGCGAGGAUGGCCUGUUCAUGUGCCGAAAAGACACUGCAUGCCAGCUCCCACAUGAGGACCAUGAGAACUCUGCAGGAGAGGAGGAAGAGGAAGAGGAGGAGACAAUGGAUUCAGAGACAGCCAAAAUGGCUUGCCCCAGGGACCAGAUGCUGCCAGACCCCAUCAGCUUUGAGGCCACUGCCAUCCCAGCAGCAGCAAAGGAAGAAGCCUUGCUACCCGAGUCUGACACACCCACAGACACCAAGGAGAGCUCGGAAAAGGACACACUGACACAGUACCCCAGAUACAAGAAAUACCAGCUUGCAUGUACCAAGAAUGUCUAUAAUGCAUCAUCACACAGUACCUCAGGUUUUGCAAGCACAUUCAACGAAGAUAACCCUGGCAACAGCCUUAAGCCAGGACUUGCAGUGGGGCAAAUUAAAAGUGAGCCACCCAGUGAAGACAAUGAGGAAGAGAGCAUCACACUCUGCCUGUCUGGAGAUGAGCCUGAUGGCAAGGAGAGAGCAGCGGAUGUCGAGAUGGACUGCAGACAACCCAGCCCUGCAGCUGCCCCUGCCACUCCCACUGGGGCCACCUGCCCGGAUAGAUCCAGGAGUGUGUCCUCGCCUUCCUGCUUAAGGUCUCUAUUCAGUAUAACAAAAGGUGUGGAGUUGUCUGGCCUACCCAGUACAUCUCAGCAGCACUUUGCCAGGAGUUCAGCUUGCCCUUUUGACAAGGGGAUCACUCAGGGUGACCUUAAAACUGACUAUACCCCUGUCACAGGGAAUUACGGACAGCCCCACGUGGGCCAGAAGGAUACUUCCAACUUCACGAUGGGGUCGCCUCUCAGGGCACCUGGGUUGGAGGCUCUCUGUAAACAGGAAGGAGAACUGGAUCGGAGGAGUGUGAUCUUCUCCUCCAGCACUUGUGACCAAGUGAGCACUUUAGUGCAUUCAUAUCCUGGGGUGAGCAGCGUGGACAAAGACCUCUCGGAGCCGGUGCCAAAGGGUCUGUGGGUAGGGGCUGGCCAGUCCCUCCCUAGCUCACAGGCCUACUCCCAUGGCGGGCUGAUGGCUGACCACUUGUCAGGAAGGAUGCGGCCCAACACCAGCUGCCCGGUGCCAAUCAAAGUCUGCCCUCGCUCGCCCCCACUGGAGACCAGGACCAGGACCUCCAGCUCUUGCUCCUCCUAUUCCUACGCAGAGGAUGGGAGCGGGGGCUCACCCUGCAGCCUCCCUCUCUGUGAGUUCUCCUCCUCACCCUGUUCCCAGGGAGCCAGGUUCCUUGCCACAGAACAUCAGGAGCCAGGCCUGAUGGGCGAUGGAAUGUACAGCCAAGUCCGACCCCAGAUUAAAUGUGAGCAGUCUUACGGAACCAACUCCAGUGAUGAAUCUGGAUCGUUCUCAGAAGCAGACAGUGAGUCGUGUCCUGUGCAGGACAGGGGCCAGGAGGUCAAACUUCCUUUUCCUGUAGAUCAAAUCACAGAUCUUCCAAGGAACGAUUUCCAGAUGAUGAUUAAGAUGCACAAACUAACCUCAGAACAGUUAGAGUUCAUUCACGAUGUCCGGCGGCGCAGCAAGAACCGCAUUGCAGCUCAGCGCUGCCGCAAGAGGAAGCUGGACUGUAUUCAGAAUUUAGAAUGUGAAAUCCGCAAAUUGGUGUGUGAGAAAGAGAAACUGUUGUCCGAGAGGAAUCAGCUGAAGGCGUGCAUGGGGGAGCUGCUGGACAACUUCUCCUGCCUCUCCCAGGAAGUCUGCCGAGACAUCCAGAGCCCCGAGCAGAUCCAGGCCCUGCACCGAUACUGCCCGGUCCUCAUCCCCAUGGGCCUCCCUGGAGCCGCCAGUACUAACCCCACUCCCCUGAGUGUGGAGCAGAACAUAGCAGCCUCCCAGUGCGCAGUGGGGGAAAAUGUGCCCUGCUGCUUGGAGCCGGGCGCAGCUCCCCCAGGGGCCGCCUGGGUACCCAGCAGCACCUCUGAGAAUUGUACCUCUGGGAGGAGAUUGGAAGGUACUGACCAAGGAACCUUCUCAGAGAGAGGCCCCCCUCUUGAACCCAGGAGCCAAUCGGUGACCGUAGACUUCUGCCAGGAAAUGACUGAUAAGUGUACGACUGACGAGCAGCCCAGGAAAGAUUAUACCUAGUGACAGAUCUGCCUCUCGGUCCUCACCUCUCCCACCUAGGUGUUCUUCAGUCAGCCCGUGGCACUGUUCAUCUGUUGUCUCGAAGAACCGAGAAGGAAUUGGUGCACACUACAGCAGUCUUAGCAGCAAUAUGUUCUGACAUGUCCCCUCCUCCCUUCAAGCAGGAGUGGUAGAUGGUUCCCUCCACAAUGGUGCUACCCCUUGCUUAGGCAAGGAAGACAACAGUGCCGACACUGUCUGUCUGUGGGUUAAUUUCAGUCUUCACAGGGAUAGACUACAACACCUCUAGGACCCAACCACGGAUUUUUUUUCUCAGUGGCCCAUGUCACAAACCCUAUCUCAGGAAUUUCUUCUGAAUGUUCAAUUUUUUUCAUUGAAGACAGCUUCUAUACACAUCAAAGUUUUAUAGCUAGACUGUACAUAUUAUAUAUAAUAUAUAUAAAAAUAUAUAUAUCCAUAUGCAAAAGUCCUGCAUGCCUCAGUUUUCUCACUCUAAAACUGGAAACUUCAUUUCUCAUUUAUAAGCAGGUCCCAACAUUCCUCUUCUUUUGUCUCUGAUGCUCGAACUAAUUUGGUAACUGUUAACAUCGCUUUCUUACUUAAAUUUAAAUUUGUGCUUAUUUAUGGACACAAUUCAGUGUUGGAAGCUUUUUUUCAAGAUUUAACUUCAGAUUUUUUUUUUUCUGUUUGUUUGGUUUGGUUUUGGCAUCACCAAAUGGUGCUGCGUGAGCAUUGUGGGUUCUUUGUUUGUUUGUUCGUUUGUUUCUUGCAGAUACUGUACAGUAAUGGUCAACUUUGCCACUUGCACUGAGUUUUGGGUCAAACUUAUUUUCUUAAAUGAAGUUGUAUCUUCAUUAAACUCAAGUAUACUGUAUUUCUUUGCUUUUAGUUAAGAAGUAAAACAUUUUAGCGAAUUAAAAAGCACUCAGGUGAUAAUUAUGUAGGAAAAACAAUCUUGCCAAAUAAUGAAUUCAUCCUAGGAUGUGUAGACAAUAAUCUGCUUGAAUAUUUUUAUAUUUCACCUCCUCCCCACCUUUCCCUAAGUAAGUGUAACUGCAGAUAGAGUUCAGAACUGCUGGAUGUUCAGAUCUCUAAGUGGGGAGAGAGUUUGGACACCUUGCUCAAAAGUGAUCAAAACAGCAGGAAUGUGAUCCUGUACCAGAACUCAUCAGACAUUGGAUCCUAGACAUCAAGGCAGAACUGUUUUCUUACCCAGGGAGAACAUCCCAUCCCCUUCUGCACUUCAUCGGGCCUCAGCUUGUUCUUAGAAGUAUUAUGCAGUAGGCCUUCUCAUUUGAAGGACAUGGCUAACCAGCCACCCCGCUUUCCUGCCCCGGAUGACCCCCAGGUCGCUUCACCUGAGGGGAUUUGAGUCGCAGCCUGAGGUCCUGCUUUCCCAUGGCAGCGUCUAGGUUAAUGCAGCUCACUGAAAAGUAUGAGAGAGCAGGGAAGACUUGAGCCGGAGAUUUAUCCCUGACACAGGCAAAUACAUUGCUUUCUCCAUUUCCUCUCCAGAUGCUUUGAGUUGUACUCUGAGGUUUUUCUGCAGGUCUCUUGUCUGAAGCCAGCUUCAUCCUGAAGCUUCGGACAAGAUAUCAUCAGGAGCCCUCGAUACCCUUGUCACACAGACACACACAGAUACUGACACAUACAGACACACACAGAGAGACACACAUGCACGCAUGCACGCACCUCUUACCCUCACGUGAUGAUAAUUUGCUUCUCUUGCUGCAAAAGUGGUUGGUUUGCAACCCCGAGAGAGCAGCUUCCCUGGGCUCUCAGGUUGUGGCCCUUGGCCAUGUUUACAGGAAGGUGUGUCACAAGGAGGAGGAAUGGGUUCCUUCCUUCCUGUGGUCCCCGUCUCCUCUUGAGGAGCAGCCCAAGGGCCACUCCCACCUGGCUGAGCAAGAGAGUCCAGAACAGUUUGAUGUGGGGCUGGGGUGGUGGGCAAUGGGGAAUAGAUGGUUGACUUUGUUUCUUUAUUUGUGCCAUUGUUUGGACAAUAUUAAAGCUGCAUGUAAAUGGAAAAUUUAGUAUAUGAUUAGUGGACGAAAAGUGAAAUCAUAGUAACAUAUGUUUUAGUAUUAACUUUUUUCUGUACAAAUAUUAGCAGUAAAUGUUUAAAUAUGUAUGAAUGUCAGAAGUUUGUUGGUUCAUGCAGUAGGAUGGGGAAAAAAGGCUUUUCUUUCAUAAUAGUUCACUUCUCAAACCUGCCUCUGGGUUUCUGUUUUUCCCUCGUGUGGAUGUAUGUGUGUGUGCUUGUCAGAGACAGAUUUGAUGAAGCUCUGGGUUAGAGCUACUGUUUUUGUUACAGUUUCUGGCAUUCUUAGCCUAGUCGAACAGUUCCGUGCUUCACCAAGGAGGUUUGCCUUUGCGGAACACUGGUGACAACUAGCAUUUUAACUUGGUGUGAAUCGUGGUCCUUCCCAGGUGUGUGUUACGGUGGAGAAGUCAUCAGACAGUAUUUUGUUCUUUAACUCUCUUGUUGCCUUUUUAAGUGACCUCUUCUCUUUCAAAACAAAACAAAAACAAAAACAAAAAGAAUGUUUUCUGCUUGUAUCAUAACCAGGUGCAGAUCAGCUUCUUGACUUGAUUCAUCCUGGUAACAACUCGUGUGCAGCUGGUAGUCUUGACCACAUUCCAUCCGUCUCCCCAGGUUCCUGUUGUCCCGAGGCCCAGACCUGCCGGUGGCCGUUUCCGGGAGCAGAGGGGUCUCUUCGCUUCUCUCUACCCUAACUCAGCCCACUUCUCCCUCCUAGCAGCCCCUUCCUUGUUUUCUCUUUCCCCAUCCAACUCCUGUCAUGGAAAUUGGCCUUUUUUUUCCCCCUAAUUGCUCUACAAGCUGUCAUUCUGUUUCUUAGAUAUUUUUAACAAAUUCCUUCGUUAUCCACCAGUGACUGGCUUUGUGUAAUUGUUCAUAUGACAUCUCCAUGUCUUUUACUAUUCUGAAUCAUUGCUUGUCACGAUCACUUCUGGGCUGAUUCAAAGGACUUGCUGGGGACCAAAUUGCCUCAAGUGGAAUUUAAAAACUUAAUCUGUCUCUUUUUCCUGGCCUCCCUUAGUCAACCUCAUGUCUUUGAGGGAGGGUUGAGAUAGGGUCUUGCUAUGUAGACUAGGCUGGCUUUGAACUCACUAUGUAGCCCAGGCUGUCCACAAACUCAUAGUGAUCCUCCUGUCGCAGUCUCCCAAGUACUGCGUUUACAGGUGUACACCACCACAUCUGGCAACCUCAGGCCUUUUGUAAAGAGGAAAAGCAAAUAAAGAAAAAGAAAUGAAGGACACUCCAAUCAUGCGCUGUUUAGGAGGAUCACUGACAGCCUGGUUGGGUUUCCAACUGGCUGGGAUAAGAAUGGGUUGUUGGAGAAGGGCCAGUGCAGGCACCCCUGACCCUACUUAGUAUAUCCCCUCAAUCUAGUCCUCCCCUAGAUCUGCCUUUGUCCUAUUUGUGUCUCCAGACAAUUUCCCUUCAUUCACAUUAGUCAGGCUGUGGGCAGGCGAGUGCUUUGCUAUAUAUGUUUGCUUCUCUGUGUUAUCUGGGGGUGCCUUGAAUAAAAUUCAACUCCAUUACAUACUGAUUCUGGAACAAAACAGUUACAAAAACUGUAAAAAGAAAACAAAACUGGCAAAGUUGCUAGGCCAUCCUGCUACUUCUCUUCCAGGUUCUCUAGGAACGACUCAGGCGUCAGAGGUGAUGCUGCCGUAGAAAAUGUUAUUGUGUAUGUUGUACAAGUAAUUUAUUGACUGUCUUUCUAAAGGUAUGCUGCUUUUUAAGAUGCACUAUAAUUUUGGAUGUAAUCCUUGUAUUGCUUUUCCAAGGAAGUAAAAAAGCAAAAAGCUAAUGAGUUAGUAUGCCAACUGCCCCUUCUCCUUAAAAAGGAGCUCGAAGACCAUCUACAGCACUUGCAUAAGAGAACUGACUAAAACUGACACUUUGUUUCAACAUUUUGUGAUUGCCAUUAAAGAAGAAAAAGAAGAGGAAAAAAGUCUUUUAAAAGGAGAGGCCUUUUAAGAAGCCUCAAAAUCAUGCCCCCAAGAAGUUGCUCUGCUCCUCUAGAAUAGCUUGAUCGCCUCAGAGUGACUAGAAUCCCGCAAACUUUUUCAAAUCCAUUAUUUGGUGACCUUUUUCUAUACAUUAUGCCCCACUCAGACUUGGAAUUGUCUUAUAAGUUACUUCAAACUGCUUCACUGUUGCUUAUAGUUUAGAAGGAAUCUCAAACCUAGCAGGGAGCAAGAAUCAAGCUUUUCCUUAAGGUACUGAAAAUAGACUGAAGAGCAAGAUUUUCUUCCCAAAAUUGAGGAUUUUGUCGUAGGUUCAGCUUCUGGAAAGUCAGUGCACGAUACAGUGCCCUGUAUGGAGUUGGCAUUCAUAAAAGAAGUCUGUGUGCAUGGAGGCAUUUCAUGUCCAAAGUGUAUGUUUAUAACACAGCCCGAGCCAUCUCAUGACACAGGCAUCAGAGACUGAUGCUGUAGAAUAGAAUAUAUUUGUACACAUAUAGCAUGUGCAAAUGGUAUUUGUACAUAGAAAAAGACUUAUCGUGGCAGAUCAAGAAUAAAUUAUUUAACUGACAGUGCUAAAACAUUACUUGCAAAGAAAAGUAAUUGUAUAGUAUUUUCCUAUACUCCACCCUGGGAGAUAAUAUUUAUAUCAGUGGAUAUCAGUGCAUUUUAAUUGUACUAUGAAAACGAUGCUGCCAUUUUGUGAAGAAUACCCACUUGGUUGCAGAGGCCAAUUUUUGUAGCUUUGAUUUAAUGUUGUGACAUGAUGUGUACAUUUACAAACAAGCAAUGGAUAAACAUCUCUGACUUUCAUUUUCAUUCCAGCUUCUUGACCUCAGAUAAAACAGUGGCCCUUACAAACGCAGAAGUGCACCAAGACCAUUUCAGGUAGACUCGCGUUCAGUGCCAAAUGCUCCCACGGGGAUAAUCAGACAUGUUUAUCAGGAAAGAGUGAAGGGACUUGGACAAAGAGGGGUUUUCCUACAGAUUGAUGUUGAGUCUUCUACCAAAACGUGUCUGGAGGCAGAAGGGUGGCCACCACUUGAGUCCUAACGAGGCAUUCGGGCUUGCAAAUGCUGGGAUGACGGUUCACACUCUACAAGAACCUGGCACUUCUAGUGAGUUAUCAGGAAGACUGCAAAUGCAUUUGGGAGCUUCAGGUGCUUGUUAGACACAGUAAGACGUUCAAGGCAAGAGGGCCUGUGAGAAUUUGUUCCAGAACCAGUCUAAUCCAAGUGCACCUCUAAUAUAUGCCUUACAAACUCCAGAGGCCAUAUUCAAAACAGGGUCUUCUCAGUGUAUGCAAGGGGCUGCAGCCCCUCUUCUCUUCCUCCCCAGGUUGAACAAUACGGACAGUUUCCACACAUAUCUACCUGUAUAACCCUCUGUACCUCUCAUAACUGGUCAACGACUGUAACAGGUUACAUCAGGUGUUUUUCUACAUACUUUUUACACAGAUUCUAUGCGAUUAAUGUAACUUAAUUCAAUGCAUCAUUUUAUUGUACUAGUUCUUAGGCUUGUCAUUUUUUUUUUCUAAGUGAUUGUGGUUUUUCUUGUGGUUUUUAUUGUAAAGAUAAAAUGGCUGUUAAUGCUUAUUCUCUGUAACUAAGAAUUUUUACCUUUUUGGGAAAAAAACAGCAAUGCUAUGAACUAAUGAAACUUCAUUUAUUCAUUGUAAAUACACUAUUGUGCAAAAAAUUUUCACUCAGUUGAAUGGCUAGUGUUAACUGAAUUUUGUCUAGACACCAUUUCUGUUGAUGAAAUAAAGACAUAUCAUUAUGCGUUGUAAA